Molecule: messenger RNA, 524 nt
Organism: Aspergillus brunneoviolaceus CBS 621.78
Lineage: Eukaryota; Fungi; Ascomycota; Eurotiomycetes; Eurotiales; Aspergillaceae
Product: ankyrin repeat domain-containing protein
Exons: 2
Coding region: 67-480 (137 amino acids)
Molecular function (GO): protein binding
Source: RefSeq, a predicted model, not a curated record
UUAGAGUCGAAAGACAACUGUGGCAGAACUGCGUUAACUGAUGCAGCAAAGUCUGGACACACCCCCAUGAUAAAGCUGCUCAUGGAACAUGGCGCCAGUGUGGAAACGAAGGAUAAGAAUGGCAGGACUCCGUUAGCAUACGCAGCCGAGUUGGGGCUUACUUCAAUGGUGGAAUCGAUGCUCGAGAACGGUGCCAAUCCGGACUCGACAGACAAAAAUGGCAGCACUCCGCUGACCAAGGCAGCAGAACGGGGUCAUACUUCAGUGCUACUACUCGACCACGGUGCGAAUAUGGAGUCGAAAGAUGAUGCUGGCAUGACUCCAUUAAUAUGGGCAGCGAGGCUCGGAUCCGUUGAGGUAGUCAGAUUACUGCUUGCCAAUGGUGCUAAUAGGGAGGCAGAAGAUGGGGAUGGUAUGACUGCAUUAGCAUGGGCAGAGAAGGAGAGGCAUCGUGAAGUGGUGCAGCUAUUGUCUAGUUGAACAUUUUUUGGACUAAGAAUUGAUGCCGACGGCCAGAAACAGAC